Histoplasma capsulatum G186AR is the source of this 891-nucleotide messenger RNA. RefSeq lists its product as uncharacterized. The record is from RefSeq and is a predicted model, not a curated record. The transcript is spliced from 4 exons. NCBI's taxonomy places the organism in Eukaryota, Fungi, Ascomycota, Eurotiomycetes, Onygenales, Ajellomycetaceae. Bases 1 to 891 code for a protein of 296 amino acids.
AUGUUGUCCGCGGCCCUUUUGAUUCUUAACCUCGGAAGCUUGGAAGGCUUUUAUCCGGUCCGAGAGCCACUACCACCACAACUACCACCACACCAAUACCAAUACCAACGCUACCGCCGGAGUUAUCAAGCUUGGCCCGGCUUUCUGGAGCGACCGUUUAUUUUACUGUUUCGUAUAUGUAUCGCCAGUAUUCUAUGCUUAGGGGGCAGAUCAAAAGCCCCACGAGGGAAAGUCAAUGCACAAAAGACAAAAAGACAAAAGACAAGCUCCUGGAACCUUGGUUAUCUCCAUGGAUGGCUCUUUCUAGCCGGGUUCUGGAAACAAGGGCAUGGCUUAUUUCCACCAAUCGCUGAUGGCACUAAGCAGCGCCACCGCGGCUUACAGGAUACACAUUGCUCACGGCCAUAUAUUGGAAUAUUGGGAGGCAGCACUUAUCUGUCCCUGCUGGGCCUCAAUGCUCCUGCUAAAGAUCGCUUCGUUUUGGAGAGAAGGCAUGAAAAAAGGAUGCCAUGCCGAAGCACAUUUGGACAACCUGCAUGGUUAUCCCCAAAGCUUAUCUGCGACUCCACCGUCUCAGCUCGAUCUUCCAACCCUCCUCAGAGGUUUCUUCCCUCCUUUUUCUCCGAUGAUUCGAGCUCCGAACACGAAGGGGCCUUGCACAUGGACGGCAGGUCGUGUUUUCCCCCAAUGACUGACUACCCGUAUCGUCCACAAACUAAGCAGCUAAGCAGCUAUGGUCUCUUCCGUCUCUCAUCUCUCGAGAGAGGCACCAGAGCAACGCCCAAGAUUAGACCCUCACACAUCCCUGUCCCCAACCCGCUGCUGACCCAGGCUGUCGGGCCCCUUCCCCAGGCGCCCCAUUGGAGCUAUUGGCUGUUACGAAUGCGCUAA